CCGCGGAGAGAGAAGGAGAGAGCGGCUCGGGUCGGCUCUGCCCGCUGGCCGUCCCGCCCCUGCCCCCCGCACCGGACCCGGACACAGGCGCGGGCCCGGGCUCGGCCACCGCCACAGCGGCGGCCCGGCAAGGCGAUGGCCAAGGUGUCAGUGCUGAACGUGGCGGUGCUGGAGAACCCGAGCCCGUUCCAUAGCCCCUUCCGGUUCGAGAUCAGCUUCGAGUGCAGUGAGGCCCUGGCGGACGACCUAGAGUGGAAGAUCAUUUACGUCGGCUCAGCUGAGAGUGAGGAGUUCGAUCAGAUCCUGGACUCGGUGCUGGUCGGCCCUGUCCCUGCAGGGAGACACAUGUUUGUGUUUCAGGCUGACGCCCCCAACCCAGCCCUCAUCCCGGAGACCGACGCCGUGGGUGUGACCGUGGUCCUCAUCACCUGCACCUACCACGGACAGGAGUUCAUCCGAGUGGGCUACUACGUCAACAACGAGUACCCCAACCCCGAGCUGCGGGAGAACCCACCCCCAAAGCCAGACUUCUCUCAGCUCCAGCGGAACAUCUUGGCCUCCAACCCCCGAGUAACUCGCUUUCACAUCAACUGGGACAGCAACACGGACAGGCUGGAGGCCCCAGAGAACCAGGACCCCGCCCUGGGCUGCGGCCUCCCCCUCAGCUACACUCCUAUCAAGGGCCUGGGCCUCCCUGGCUACAUCCCCGGCCUCCUCCCUGAGAACUCCAUGGACUGCAUGUGACUGCAGACGCCCAGGACCUCCCCGCACACCUGGAGGGGGUGACCAGGCCUCCCAGAGACGGUGCGGGGCCAUCUAGAGGACUCGGGGGCCAUCAACUGCACCCAGGCCUGUCAAACUUGGCCGGAAAGAACAGGCCUCAGGUCUGCCCCAGCUGCAGCCCAGAAGGCCAUCUCACUUCUACUGCACAGGCCUAUAAGAAGCAGGGACUUCAGUUCUUACUAAUUUCUUCUGACUUGUGUCCUUUUUCUCUUCCACACACACUAUGAAUUCCAUCUGCAGGCCACUGUGGUCCUGUGAGGACCACCGACCCAGAGUUCUUCCCAUAGGCCUCCCUGGCCUGCCUUGGUCUGCCCCAGCUACAGCCCAGAAGGCUUUCUUGGUCAGCGGCCGUCAAGGCUCUGGCCCUGUUGGGCAAGGGCCACGUCAUUACUUUCUCUUUGCAGACAUCUGAGCGGACCCACCCGAGCUUUCUGUUGUCACAGGCAAGGGGUUCUGGGUGGUAGGUGGACUUCGAUGCAAUUUGGGUCCUCCUCCCAGGAGGAUUUUUAGGUCUUUCUAUCUGGCAGCCCCUGGAAAACUCUGCUCCCAAAGGUGUGAUCAGCCUGAUGCUGAGGGACCAUUGGGUGCCCCUCCUGAGUCACGGCCACCUUCCUGUUCCCACCUCACUGCAGCUGGCUUUCCCAGAAGCUGCCGUGGUGGGGAGGCGGUGUGUCAGGGCCUGCCAUGCUCGGUCCAUGUCAGCGUCGGCAUCAGGGCCCUCUGCCAAGACCAUGUGGGCUCACAGGCCACCGAGUGGUUUCAGGCAAGGGGAGCAAUCGGUACUCUGAAAACCUUCCCUCCCCGAUGUCCUCCCCACUCUGUGUCCCGGUCCCCUCACUGCUACGUGGAUGCUGUUGUGAUUGCAGUUUGUAUAGGAAAGGAUUUUUAUAUUAAAAAUGUUUGGUUGGUCUAAAAAUAAAAAGCACUUCAUCUAUA
This is a messenger RNA of Microcebus murinus (gray mouse lemur), 1719 nucleotides long. RefSeq names its product anti-silencing function 1B histone chaperone (gene ASF1B). Gene Ontology annotation, molecular function: histone binding. Lineage: Eukaryota; Metazoa; Chordata; Mammalia; Primates; Cheirogaleidae. The record is from RefSeq and is a predicted model, not a curated record. Gene Ontology annotation, biological process: DNA replication-dependent chromatin assembly. Gene Ontology annotation, cellular component: nucleus; chromatin.